Messenger RNA from Salvia miltiorrhiza (redroot sage), 1016 nucleotides. Its product is annotated as oil body-associated protein 2A-like. Lineage: Eukaryota; Viridiplantae; Streptophyta; Magnoliopsida; Lamiales; Lamiaceae. Bases 180 to 923 code for a protein of 247 amino acids. The transcript has 4 exons. The record is from RefSeq and is a predicted model, not a curated record.
GACUCAUAGCAUACAAACGAGGCGCGGAAAAUUUCAAGCGAUUUCUGCCACCUCGAUCUUCAUCCAUGGAUACGUGGAGACUACACAAGAAUCCACCACCGCUGAAAGCGUGAGUAUAUGUAUCUCAUCUACUCGAUCGGAAACUUCGAAGAAAUUCACUCAAAUUUAGCUCUAAUUAAAUGGCUUCAACCGACCAAACGCCGGGGGCGAUGCCGCCGGGAGACGGCGCAGUGCCGCCGGGAAAGGCGAUGACGGUGGGGCAGCAGAUGCUGGACAAGGGAGCGGAGAUGAUGCAGUCAUUUCAACCGAUUAAAAAAAUGAGCCAGCACGCCUGUUCCUUCGCCAUCUACAGCCACGAUCUCACCCGCCAGAUCCAGACGCAUCACUACAUAAGCCGCCUCAAUCAGGACUUCCUCCAGUGCGCCGUCUACGACUCCGACGACACCGCCGCCCGCCUCAUCGGUGUGGAGUAUAUAGUAUCGAAGCGAGUUUUCGACACACUUCAGCUGGAGGAACAGAAGCUUUGGCAUUCUCACUUCUACGAGAUCACGUCGGGCGCGUGGGUGAAUCCGAGAGUUCCUGAGCUAGUCCAGAAAUCGGAGCUCGAAGAAUUGGCGCAGAGCUACGGCAAAUUUUGGUGUACUUGGCAAGUUGACAGAGGCGAUAGGCUUCCGUUGGGAGCGCCGGCGCUGAUGGUGUCGCCGCAAGGAGUGAACAUGGCGAUGGUGAAAGAAGAGCUGAUAAAGAAGAGGGAUGAGAAAUACAAAGUGUCGUCGAGUGAGCUUGGGAGGAAGAGGGCGAAUUUCGCGAUACCGGAGGCGGAGGCUGUGAAUCCUUAUGCUGAUUACUGGAUGCAGACGGGGAAAGGUUUCGCCAUUGAUGCGCAGGAAACAGAGAUCAAAUCUAGGGCUCCUUUCCCCUGAUGAUUCACCUGUAAUAACUACGGAAGGAUCCAUUUGGUCUUGUCAAAUGUCAAUAUUCAUCCUUUCGACCAAUACAUAUUUUAAAGUUGUCCA